Odobenus rosmarus divergens (Pacific walrus) is the source of this 837-nucleotide messenger RNA. RefSeq names its product eukaryotic translation initiation factor 2 subunit 1-like. The record is from RefSeq and is a predicted model, not a curated record. Bases 1 to 837 code for a protein of 278 amino acids. Lineage: Eukaryota; Metazoa; Chordata; Mammalia; Carnivora; Odobenidae. The transcript is spliced from 2 exons.
AUGCCAAUAGUGGGGGACCAGGAAUUAGAGAUGAAAUACUUCUCCAUAAAGGUGCAUAAGGCCCUCCAGGGUAUAAGGCAACAGCCCAAAUCUCAGCACAAGUCAGGAGGGCUGAGAAACAUUCCAAAAGUAAGAAUGGCUGACACUGAGUGCCAGGUGCAGUCUGAUAAAGACCAAGUAUCUAGGACUAAAUUCACCAAAUCCAAAACUGUUUACAGCAUUCUUUGUCAUGUUGCUGAGGUGUUAGAGUACACCAAGGAUGAGCAACUGGAGAGCCUGUUCCAGAGGACUGCCUGGGUCUUUGAUGACAAAUACAAGAGACCUGGAUAUGGUGCCUAUGAUGCAUUUAAGCGUGUAGUCUCAGACCCAUCUAUUUUGGAUAGUUUAGAUCUGAAUGAAGAUGAACGGGGAGUACUUAUUAACAAUAUUAAUAGGCGUUUGACAUCACAAGCUGUCAAAAUUCGAGCAGAUAUUGAAGUGUCUUGUUACGGUUAUGAAGGCAUUGAUGCCAUAAAAGAAGCCCUGAGAGCAGGUUUGAAUUGUUCUACAGAAACCAUGCCCAUCAAGAUUAAUCUAAUAGCUCCUCCUCGGUAUGUGAUGACUACAACAACCCUGGAGAGAACAGAAGGCCUCUCUGUUCUCAAUCAAGCUAUGGCUGUUAUUAAAGAAAAAAUUGAGGAAAAGAGGGGUGUCUUCAAUGUUCAAAUGGAGCCUAAAGUGGUCACAGAUACAGAAGAGACCAAACUUGCAAGGCAGCUUGAGAGGCUUGAAAGAGAGAAUGCAGAAGUGGAUGGAGAUGAUGAUGCAGAAGAAAUGGAAGUCAAAGCUGAAGAUUAA